AUGACAGUAUCAGACGCCCCAGUUAAGACCUCUACCUAUCUUGAGGCUGUGAAACAUCGUCGUACCGUGUACGGCGUUACCGAUAACAUUUUAGUCAACGAUGAUCGCAUUAUCGAGAUUGUAAAUGAAGUCAUCCAAACCAUGCCUUCGUCGUGGAAUGUGCAGAGCACCCGCAUUCUGGUGACGCUGGGCAAGGAACACAAGAGGUUCUGGGAUGCGGUUACCACUGCUGCUAAGCCAUUCAUUCUCAAAAACCAAGGCGAGGAGGAUUGGAAACGUAAUGAAGAUCGUUUCAAUUCAUUCCAGGCCGCCUAUGGUACAAUCUCUGUCUUCGAGGACCAUGCAGCUAUCAAGAAACUCCAUGAGAAGUUCUCCAAGUUCCCCAUCACCGUCUUUGAGGGGUUUGCCGAGCGCUCCAACGCUAUGCAUCAGAUUACACUUUGGACUGCCAUUGAACUCGAAGGCCUCGGUGCUAGCUUGCAGCACUCACACUUUGUGCCAGGUGUGGAGGACGGAAUCAGAUCUGCAUUUCAACUUCCCUCGUCUUGGUCCGUGAGGGCGGAGAUAGUGUUUGGCGGUCUAUCAGGCGAGCGACCGACCGUCCCGGAGAAAGAACCCGUCUCCACUACUGUGAAGAUCUACAAAUAA
This is a messenger RNA of Penicillium malachiteum, 648 nucleotides long. RefSeq lists its product as uncharacterized. The transcript has 2 exons. Lineage: Eukaryota; Fungi; Ascomycota; Eurotiomycetes; Eurotiales; Aspergillaceae. Gene Ontology annotation, biological process: cellular response to oxidative stress. The record is from RefSeq and is a predicted model, not a curated record. The coding region runs from base 1 to 648 and encodes 215 amino acids.